Molecule: messenger RNA, 2840 nt
Organism: Chrysemys picta bellii (western painted turtle)
Lineage: Eukaryota; Metazoa; Chordata; Testudines; Emydidae
Source: RefSeq, a predicted model, not a curated record
GGGCAAGCCGCCGCCAUUUUGGGUUCCGUGUGGAGCAGCUUCCGCUGCCGUGAAAUAAACAAGGGGGCGGAGGGAGCGAAAGGACGGAGUCGGAGUCGCCGCGGGACGCCUGUGCGGCGGGGCGACGCUGCUUGCCAGAGCCGCUGAUGUGGUGGGCGCGGAGGCGCCAGUGUGGCCCGGGCCCGGGUUAGCGUGAAACGCAGCAGGGAGGAGCCGCCGCCAGUCUGCAGGAAGAAUGGCCUUGUUUUCCUUAAUGGCAUCCUCUUUGGCUUUGGAUCUUUUUUGUGGAUAAAUUUUUUUUUAAUUAAUUUAUUGUUGGAACUGGUCUCCAUUUUGCAGCCUACACUUGAUUAAGAUAUCAGGACUUUAAAUUCAAGUGUACACUUGUGGCUGGAAAAUAGAGAAUCAGAGCACCAUCAGCCCUCCAAAUGAAACGAGGAAGAAAAAGUAGCGAGACUAACAAUAGUUCAUCAGAGGAAGAGAUUGGAGGAGAAUCUAAGAAACAAAAGAUUGCAGAUGAAGAAUCCACUGAAAUCUCUCUGAGUCCUGAUUGGGGUAACCUCCUUCCAGACAUUAUCCUGCAGGUGUUUCAGUACUUGCCUCUUCUUGAUCGUGCUCAUGCAUCACAAGUCUGCCGAAGAUGGAAUCAGGUGUUUCAUAUGCCUGAUCUCUGGAGAUGUUUUGAGUUUGAACUGAAUCAACCAGCUACAUCUUAUUUGAGGGCUACGCAUCCUGAGCUUAUCAAUCAGAUUAUUAAAAGGCAUUCCAAUCAUCUACAGUAUGUUAGCUUCAAGGUGGACAGCAGCAAGGAAUCAGCAGAAGCAGCUUGUGAUAUUUUAUCACAACUUGUGAAUUGCUCUUUAAAAACUCUUGGACUGAUUUCAACCGCUCGACCAAGCUUCAUGGAUUUACCUAAGGUAUCACAUUUUAUCUCUGCACUGACAGUGGUGUUUGUAAACUCCAAAUCCCUCUCUUCACUUAAAAUAGAUGAUACACCAGUAGAUGAUCCAUCCCUCAAAGUACUAGUGGCUAACAACUGUGAUACACUCAAGCUGUUAAAAAUGAGCAGUUGUCCUCAUGUUUCUCCUGCAGGUAUCCUUUGUGUGGCUGACCAUUGUCAUGGUUUACGUGAGUUGGCACUGAACUACCAUCUCUUGAGUGAUGAGCUUCUGCUUGCUUUGUCUUCUGAGAAACAUGUCAGAUUAGAACAUUUGCGCAUUGAUGUAGUCAGUGAGAAUCCUGGACAGACUCAUUUCCACACAAUUCAGAAGAGCAGCUGGGAUGCUUUCAUCAAGCAUUCUCCCAAAGUAAACUUAGUCAUGUACUUUUUCUUAUACGAAGAGGAGUUUGACCCAUUCUUCCGUUAUGAAACCCCUGUCACCCACCUUUACUUUGGGAGGUCAGUAAGCAAAGAUGUACUUGGUCGUGUUGGAAUGUCAUGUCCUCGAUUAGUUGAACUGGUUGUGUGCGCCAAUGGAUUACGGCCACUAGAUGAAGAGCUUAUUCGUAUUGCAGAACGCUGUAAGAAUCUGUCAGCUAUUGGCUUAGGGGAGUGUGAAGUCUCGUGCAGUGCCUUUGUUGAGUUUGUGAAGAUGUGUGGUGGCCGCCUCUCUCAGCUGUCUAUAAUGGAAGAAGUCUUGAUUCCUGAUCAGAAGUACAGCUUGGAGCAGAUUCAUUGGGAAGUGUCAAAGCAUCUUGGUAGAGUCUGGUUCCCAGACAUGAUGCCCACAUGGUAAAGUCCUUAAAGACUUCAGGGCAUGUGAAAUAGCACCUUACAUUUGAGAAUACCAUAUUGCAACUUAUCACAAGCUUAUUUAAUAUUAUAAUUUGUAUUGUAAUGUCACUGCUUUGAUUAGAAAAUUGAUGCCAUGUUUAGCACUAAUUUCUGAAAUCCACAUUUUCUAUGCUUAAAUCUGGAUAUUCCAGAAACCACUUUCAUUCUAAUAAAAUUAGUCUGUUUUAGGUUUUCUCACUUUGCCAUUGACAAUGACCCUAAAUUUAUGUAAAUAAUAAAAUUUGAAAACCUUGACAUAUUUAAAAAUUGUGGUUGCAAAAUAUUAGCUCCGAAUUACAAUAUUUUAUCUGUUACUUUGAUAUAGAUAUUAAUAGUGAACAGACUGAUUUGUAUUGACUUACAAAGGGAGGUGAGAUUGAAUGCUUUUACUGCAGACUAUAGCAGUUACCUAGUGUUUAAAUGACAUGAACUGCCUGAACUACAGAAUUUUAAGAUUACAUGGAGCAUUUAGUAGGCUAUGAAACUCAUACAUUACAUAGUAGUAAAUUAAGAGGCAAGACAACAGAAGUAUUGUUUAGAAACUUUAAAAAUAUUAAAUUAGCUAUUUAUUUAAUUUCUGAUUAGUAAUUUGCACACAAUGUAUUUUAUAGAUGAGGGUUACCAAAAGCUUUUUUUCCUAUAUUCAUUUUUCUACUGUAAACUUGACAUUUCUAGGGUCUUCAGAGCCAUUUCUAAACUUGUUUUAAAAUAUUAAUUAUAGCUCAGAAAGCUGAAGCAUUCUGGAAGAAAUUGUAGAUGUACUAUAUUUUGACACUGGUUGGAAUUGACGGGCUUUUCUCAAAAGUUAAAACCAGCCUUACAGCAUUUGAUUAGCUGGAGUACUGUAUAUAUGUCUAGAUAAGAGGAAGCUAAAAAUGUGCAGAGAAAUGUUGAAUGUAAUAAUGGCUGUUUAAGUAAAGAAAAUAGAGCAGAGAGAACACUGAACUUUUUAAAAGGAGUCUAAGGAGCCAUCUGACCAAAAAAAAAAUCAUAGAAGACCCAUUAACUGCUUGCAAAUUUAAGAGAAAAAUGGCUUUGUAACUAAAUUGCCUAAACUAUAUAAAUU